CUGUCAUCUUCAAAUGGUUCGUUUAGAUGGGUGCGGCGGAUGUGGAAGAGUUAUUCGCCGUCUAAAGGCUUUUACCGUUGGCAUUUGCAGUCAACAACUUGUUGGGAGAAACAGAUUGCACUUUCAUUCACUGGAUGAUGUGGUUUUCAAGUGGGUUUCUUUUUGAAUGAUGAAUUUAGAGACUAUUGUCUCACAGGUAUUGCCCACCUGAAAGAGGCAGAGAUUUAAAAAGAAAAGCUUAACUAGUUCAGGAAUCUGAAAGAGCAGUUUGUAAGGCUUUUGUAAUUUUCAGCAAGGGACUCUACAGGGGACAUAAAACUACUGCUGCAAGGGCAGUAGUUAUUGUUUGUUUUUAGACUUUGAGUUUGAGUUAAUGAGUGAGGAAGACAUCUUCCGCCUUCUGGGGCUUGCAUACUCCAGCCCCUCAGCCAGCGACCUCAGUGAAGGUGUAUCAGACAUGAGUCUGUCUACUUCCCCAGGGAGUGAUGGACCACAACACUUACUCAACACCAGAGUUGUGUCCAAUGGUCAUGCAGACCAUGGCACUGAAGGAGGGAGCUCUGGCAGUGGGGGUGGAAGUGAAAGUGCCCCAAAACCACGCAGGAAGACAAUUGCUCGCCAACUCUCUUCCAACCCUUACCUCACGAGUGCUUCUUCAAUUGAGGAUCACAUGAGUUUGACACCAGCCUCGUCUUUUGCUUUUGGGGAGAAUGCACCUUAUGAAGAUCCCAAAAUCCCCAUGCGUGCCUCAUCUUUUCCUGUUGCUGGGGAGGUGUUGGAAAACUAUUCUUACCAGCAACAUCAAUUAAACCAAAUCCGCAACCUCAGCCACAUAGAACAACCUGGGGAACUGAAUCAGUAUUACACUAAUGUUGUCAAUGGCAAUAACACUCUUCCAAGAGGAAUAAAUUCUUGGGGACACUUUUCCAAGAGCUGUCACAAUCGGUACAAGUAUCGACGUAGUGAUUAUUCAAGUGAUAGUGAGGAGGAUGCUCUCUCUCCAAACCCCUCCCAGCUUCCUCACAAACUUAGUGCAGGCUUCUCUGGACAAGCGCCACAUACCUGCCUCUCUGAUCUGCAACAUGUUACAACUGUCAUUAACCGUAAAAAAAGUGCCAUGGACAUAAAGAAAGAUCAUAACCAUUAUUCAGAAGGAGUUCGCCCAAGUGUGUUCAAGGAGAGAUUUGCAAUGAUGAAAAGGUGGUUUUCAGAAUGCAGUCAUGAGCAAAAAAACAUUGUCUUAAAAGGGUUACUGAGUGUAUGUGACUUGCCACAGCUACAUCUCUUGUCAGUUCGCAUGGAGACGAACCUUCACAGGGGCUGCCCUCCAAAUUGUCAGGAUUUUCUGACUUGGCUGCCCACCCCUCUUGCUGCCAAAAUUAUGACAUACCUUGACCCAGUGAGCUUGUGCCAGGCAGCACAAGUGUGUAAGCAUUGGCAGCAGCUAGCAGAAGAGCCGUCUUUGUGGCGGCGGUUUUGCUGCCAAGCUAAAUGGCGUCUGUCGAAGGCAGCAGAACACAAGCAAGUAAUCAGCCACAUGUCUGCAGAGGGAAGCAUUCAAUGGAAGCAAGUGUUUGCUGAGAGGUUCAGAUUGCGUAACAACUGGCUUGCAGGCAGAUGCACUGUUCGAACUUUUGAAGGCCACACCCAAGGAAUUUCCUGUGUGCAAUUUGAUGAUAAUAGAAUUGUCAGUGGAUCUUCAGACAAAACUAUUAAGGUUUGGAACAUUCGCACAAAUGCUCAGUGGUCAGUGCAGACACUGGUUGGACACAGUGGCACGGUUCGAUGUUUACAUUUGGAAGGAAAUCGGCUAGUCAGUGGAUCAAGUGACAAGACCAUCAAGGUAUGGGACUUGUCAACCCAAGACAGCUGGUCAAGCAUUGCCUGUAAAGUGACCAUGAUUGGACAUAGAGACACCGUGCGUUGCCUGCAAGUAGAUGAUGAUAAGGUUAUCAGUGGCUCAUAUGACAUGACGCUGAAAAUCUGGGAUCUUCGCACUGGCCAGUGUCGUAAAACUCUAGUGGGCCAUCAGGCACCUGUGCUGUGUGUCUACUUCAAUGACACGAAGAUUGUCUCAGGGUCAGGAGACAAAACAAUAAAGCUGUGGAACUAUGAAGGAACGUGCACAAGAACUCUAGCAGGCCAUCAGGAUGCUGUUACAUGCUUACAGUUUGACUCCACACGAAUUGUCAGUGGUUCACUUGACUGUACCCUCAAGUUUUGGGACAUUCAUACUGGAGAUUGCAUUAACACUAUUGACUGGAAGGUAGCAGAAGGUCAUACAGGAGUUGUGAGAUGUCUUCAGGCAGACAGUUGGCGUGUUGUCAGCGCGGCUGAUGAUAAGACCCUUAAGGUGUGGUCUCUGGAGACUGGAGAGCGACUGGUUACAUUAAGAAACCACUCAGAUGGAGUAACUUGCCUGCAGUACAAUGAUUUUAUCAUCGUUUCUGGGUCUUACGACAAAACUGUCAAACUCUGGGACUUCAGCUGUUGUUGACAGCUCAUACUUUGGCUAAGCCAACCAAUGUUGUGGACAUAGAGUAAACUGGGUGUGCACAUCUCUUUGCAGGUGAACCAGUUUAAUUGCUUCCAAUCCCUAUUGUGAUGAUACAGAGCAGACCUUAGAUGCCCCUGACACAGUCAUUGAGGAUGCGGAGACUGUACUUUUGCCUAGAUUUAUCAGUGUUGUGAGAUGCAGGCUUACUUUGUUUUCCUUUUGGGUAUGUGCCCUCUCAUCCUAUUUCGCAGAUCCUGCCUUCAGUUUUAUUUUGUGUCAGUUGUCUGACCCAUUCCUGAAACAGCUGUAAAGUAGGUAAUGUUUGGGAAUAUUUGGUGUUAAAAAAAUUCAUGCAUAUAUUUUUUUUUUUUCGUAAUGAAGCAUGGAAGUUCAUAGGUUAAAUGUGAACACUUGGGUUUUUUGUGGAAUUUUAAAGUUAGGCUUGCAUGAUCUCUAGGAUGAGGAAAUGUCUUGAAACAUCUGUCAAGUGCAUUCCAUUGUUCCUGCUUUUCUGUAAUUUCCCUUGCUUUGAAAGUGAUCAUAGCCCCCCACAAAAGUGACUGCCCCUAUUUAAAUCUUGACAUUUUUUUUAUCACAUUGACAUGAUUGCUCCUUUUCUUCUGGGGUAAGUGUUUAAGUAUAAGCAUUUAAAUUAAGCAUAAAAAGGAAGAAGUUCUUGCAAAGGUGUGUUUUGAUCCCACCACAUUAAAGGAGACAUUUCUUUACCUUGUGAAAAUAAGCAGAAGUUGGGGACAAGUCUGAACAAGUUGAUAUUAUAUUAAUAUAAGCAAAUAUUUUGUCUCCUUGUGAGUAUGACAUUGUAUAUCGAGGAAUAAUAAUCUCAGAGUGAAGCUACACAGGUCCAUAGUAGAUACACCUUGUCAGAAUGAUUGUGGGAUAUAGACUGAUUAAUUUGUGUAUAUGUGUGUGUAUGUGCACGUGCGCAUGUGUUUGUAUUUGCAUUGUAUGAGACAGAUUUCCGUAAGCUUUUCCUAUGUUGCUGGUCUUGUAUCUUACAUGGUUGUUUUUACCACAUAUACUUUAGCUCAUCCAAGGCAUUAUGUUUCAUUAUGAUGUUUUGGGAUUUCUAACUUUACAAUGAGCUCUUUUUGUUGAUCAUUACAGUGCUAGCCUGUCCAGUGAUGUGUUUAUGCUCAGCAAGCCACAUUCAUUGGACUACUUGCCCACUUGGAUUAGAUCACUAUACCAAAUCAUUUACUCAGGAACCACUGGCUUGAUUUUGAUAUCUAUUUUAGUGCAUUGUUGAGACUGUUGUUGCUGAUUUGUUUUACAUCACAUUAGUGAACAACUCUUGGAUUAUGCUUUUUUUUAAUGUUGUGUGGCUACAUCAUUUUACGUUAUGACACGAUUCUGCAUUUAUAUUCAUUAAGUGUUUACUCCAGUGAGACAAAACUCGACAUCAGAUCAAUGGGACAGAAUGUCACCAAGAAAAGCUUAGGCAUAUCCAAAUAAGUUGUAAACCAUUUUGAUUUCUGGAAUUGAUGCAGAGUGAUGAAAUCCAAACAACAAAAAAAAAAUUACUGCAUAAUGAGCAAAAUUGCAUCACCAUGAAGUUUAGAAUAUAUUCAUUUUAGGCUGGCUUUGUUUGUCUCAUUUUAAAGAGUUUUCACUGAAUUAGCAAUUUAUGUGCCUUUUUUCCUGCUUUCUCAACACCCACUUGUCAUUAUGCCUAGUUUGGUGUCAGUGCAUCUGCUGAAGUAUUGUUUACACAAUUGUCUUGAGCUUGCAGUUUUUAUCUGAUAUAUCCAGCAGUCAUUGUCAGACCACUUGAUCCCAGAAGAAUAUGAGAUCCCACUGAUUCCCCCAACCCCACCCUCCAAAAAAACCCCAAAAACAUAAAAAAGCAAGAAAUAUUGUUUAAGUAUGGAUGCACACACGCCCACAUGCAUGCACACACCCUUUUGACCCAGAAAAAAACUAUUGACUCGUCAAUCAUUUUGUUAAUUCAUUUAAUGUUUACCUUAAAAUUAUAUCGAACAAGAUUUUUUUUUCCCCAAAGCAGUGGUUUAGGAACCAGGGGAGCAAGGAAGGGCAGCACCCCUCAAAAAAAAAAUAUACUGAGGAGGCAAGAAUGUGAAUGUCAUUCAGUCAUCAUGGAGUUUACCUUGCCUCACCCCCACUCCCACCUCAAUGCUGAACAUCUUCCUAUGCCACUGCAAACAUGAUAGUAAUAAACACAAGAUUUAUAUAGUCCAUAACUCACACUUGUGAGGAGCAUGCACUUAGUCCUUGAGACAAGAAUAGAUUACAAAGGGCUGAAGGAUAAAUAACAGUGGUGAUUAUAUAGAAUAUAGACAUCAUUAUUUUCAUUUUCUGAACAUCAUGUGCAAAUAAUAGUUAGAAACUUUACUGAUAUCUUAGAAAAUCCAUUAUUCUACAUUUGUAAACAUUUUUGACCAAGAGUUUUGCCAUUUUAACAUUAGCAUGAAAUCAAGAUUUUGCUUCCUAAUAACUCCAAAACAAAAACUUGCUGAUUUAAAGAAAUUAAAUGUUAAAGAAGAUUAUGAGAUUAAGUAGUUGUUAUUAUCCUUAUUGCCUAUUUUGAGCAUAAGAUUUCAACACAGCCUCUCCCAGCAUACGGUCUUUGAAAGGUGAAGUUGUUAGUGUAAAAAUACUAUAUUUUAAAAUUAAAAAAAACAAAACAAGUGCGCCUCUUGCACACAGCCAUGCACACAAUGCUAAAAAAUAAAACAGCUUUAUGUUCUUAGUCUUCAGCUUUAUUUUGGAUAAAUAAACUAUCAUGUAAGAAUGAAGUGACUGAUACAUUAUUUCCAAAAAAGCAGGCAUAUAUGCUAAAGCAUAUUGUACAGAUUAAACCAAAAAAACAACAGAGAACUUGAAAGGUGGGUUAACGAGAACCAGAUGUCUUCCAUGCAUAAAAGAUAUAUGCAUUUUCUACAGACUGCAUAAUCACAAUCUUCAGGAGGGAUUUGAAUUCUUUUUAGCAGCUUUGAAGGCAAGGUUGUUUUUUGAACAUGGUUGUCAUCAGAAUUAUUCCUUGGAUAGGUUUUGCUUCUUCUACUUCCGCUUUCAACAUCUGUGCAGUGAGAUCCUCUUGUCAGGGGAUGCCACAAAGCUGGAAGAGAUCAUUUCCUAACCUCCAGAAUUGGGUGUGAAGGUCCACUCCAUUUGGCCAUAGCUCCUGAUGCUUUACCUUGGAGUUUGCUUUGGGUGGUCGUAUUCUCACUGGACUGAGCCUGCAUGCAAGGGGAGUGGAGACAGCUUUUUCAUUUUCUACCCCUGUGUGGGGACUUAAAGAUUACUUCUUUUGUUUAUAUCGGCCAUUUUUAGACUGGGGCAGAAUUCAUCCAGAAUUAGAUGCAGCCCCAGUUUUCCAUUUCUUUCCGUUGAUAACUUUCUGUAGCCUAUAGGUCACUGCUGGUGUGUUUGGACAAAGUCCACAUUGCCAGUCAUCCCCAUGCAGGCUGUUGGAGAAUUACUUGGAGAUGAAUUAUGUGAUGUUAUUUCUGAACAUCAGCAACAAUGUAGGGACACCCUCAUGUAGUGUAAUUUUCUUGCUGUGGAAUCUAUCAUGUUGACUACUCUUGCAGCUCUUUUAAGCAGCAUGGCAGAUCCACCUACAGAUGUUGCACACUCUUGAAGUAGACCCUGAAUGUCUUUUUCUCUUCUUGCAAAGAGUUAUUAAAGACAUUGUCAAUUAGGAAAUUAAUUGCUGCCCUGACCCUCCUGUUUAAGCCUUGGUGUAAGUCAAAGGAAGUAAAGAAAGCUUCAUACACACACCCUUUAAAGUGCUUAUUUUCAUUCUGCCUAUGGCAAUACUAAUAUUUAGAUGGAUUAAGUGUUUUUGGAAAAAAGAUAUGAUCAUUAGCAAAACUAAUAGCUGUUGAUUUUGUCCCUGAAUAAAAAAUGUUACGUCGUUAAGUGAAUUAGCAGUGUUCACAUUUGGGUCAAAUAUUGCCCUUUUUUGUGGGCACACAUGUAGUGUGCAUUAUAUAUGUGUGUGUGUGGAUGCAUCAAAACUUUUCAAUUGUAAGAUUUUAGGUAAGCUUUGCAUAUAGAACUGUUAAAUAUUCCUUAAGAAACACUCAUUUUCUUAUAGUGCAAAGUGGAUUAGAUAACAGUGGGAAAUUAAUGUAGUAAAUGCAUCCCAUUAUACUUUAAGUAUGUCAAACAAUUUAACAAUAAAUUAUGGAGUAAUUAUUUUGAAAAAUCUAAGAAGCAAAUGUCUAAUUCUUGUUUAGUAUAUUCCACAAAACCAUGUAAGAGUUUUGUUCAGAUUUCUUAAACCUUCCUAACAGUAUAUGUUUUAGGGUGGAAGAAGAGAAAGGAGCAAAGAGGGGUGCGGAGGUGGGAAAACUGGCACAAGUUCAUGUGCAUUCUCCAUUUCUGAUGCAUUAGAUCCUCAUUUUUGUGCCAUAAUGGUGUGUGCAUAAUUUGUGGCAAUAUGCCACGUGUCAGAUGACUCAAUGGGCUUUUCAAAAUAAAUACUGGCACAGAGGUAGGGACCCCUGAGAUCAUUCAAAACAAACUUUAAGAGCAGAACACAUAUAGACUGGCUGAAUACUGAGAUUUCCCAGUACUGAAACUGGCAACUAAUUGUUGACUUUAUCUAAAUGAAAUUCACAUUGUUCCUUUUUUCUGUGAAAUGCUUUUCAAUGCUCUAUCUUUCCUUUCUUUUUUUCUUGAGCACCCAGUCGUGUGUGCAAGUUUAUAUAUAUACACACACAUAUUACUGAAAGCACAGUUAGUAUCAUGGUGGUAAGCAUUCCACGAUUGUUCUUCCUGUCAUCAUCCUUGAAGAAGUGAAAGACAUAUUGAAGGUCUUAAAAUGGUCAAGAAAGAGGUUUUCUUGAACUACUACAUAUUAUGUAACAUAUUGGAGAAAUUGCAGGAAUUAUCAUAACUUAUUUUGGAGAUUUAUUGCUAAUUAAGCAGUAGGAAAGGACAAUUUCAUGUUCCAUUAAGUAAUAUCUAUACACUAUAUUAGUAUUUGUCUAUAAUUAUAAAAUAAGUGAAAGGUAUCAAAAACUGUAAAAUGGGAUCAAGACAAACAAAAAGCAAAACGAACAUUUAAGAAUUAGAUCAAGACAGUUCCUGGCUCAGUCAAAGUAACAUGAUUUAACCAAGAAACAAAACAAAACAAACAAAAAAGCAUGGCAUCUUAGGUAAACCAUAAAUCAUUCAUUCUAUAGUUAAGUAGAAAAUGUUAUCAGGGUGUUGUUGACUCCAAAGGGAGUUUAUCUUGUGCUGAUGAUAGUGGGUAGGAGGUGAUAUAAGCAAUAAAAUCUGAUAGUUUGAAAAAUUAUAUUGCAUAUGUGGGUGCAUGCCAGACCAGAAAUCUCCAAAAUCCUGAAUCAUGAAAAGGAGUUCAUGCUUGAGCAUUGGUCAAUUGCUAACCAACUACCAGGGAAUCUGAAUCCACCUUAAGACAUUUAGUGUGAUUGCAGCAACCUGCAAGGAAGCAGAACCAAAAUAUCUUUCUCAUAAUAUAAAGCUCCAAGGAAAAUUGGUUGUAAAAUCCAUAGAUUAAAUUGGGAAUUAAGAUCAAAUAAGACCUAGUAUGCAAGAUACAAAAAUUUGAAGGACUUUCAUCUCUUACAAAAAUUAUUUAUGAGAAGUAUAAGUGUUGACAAGAAAGACUAUUUCCUGGGGUCUUUUAUCCUUCCAGCUCUGCUGGGAACUUUGCCAGAAGUGUUUCUUUUUCUACUCUUCAUUGGCUUAUGACAUGGGUAAAAUAUCUUGUAUCAAGCAGCUUCUGAAUUGACCGACAGGUUUUAUGUUCUCAUACAUUGACAUUGUGGAAGCGAAGAUGGAAGGAAGGCAUUUUCCUUGAUUUGUUUUCAUAGUGUUAUCAAAUUACUUUAUGCAUCACCUGUGCUUGAACAGAACCCAUUCAGCAUAGAAAUUAAAAAAUGUUCACAAACACUUAUGGCUCAGGUGAGAUGCAUUUAGGACAAUGUGAACAAUCCUUCCAAGAUAGACCCACCUGUCUUGUGGAUCAAGGCUGUGGUUAAUGAGUAGCAGAGUUUAAUUUUAUCCCAACUUAUUUUGAAAUAUGUGAUUUUAGAAAAGAGAUCUACUGCAGCAGAACAGAAAAUUCGCUAUGCAGUUCAUAUAGCUGUGUAGAUUUUUUUUGUGGGGGAAAACUGUUAAACCUUAUGAAAGAAGUUGGGUCAGCAUAGGCAGAUUUUUUUUUACGCUAUGAAAAAUGGCUUGGCUUGUCUUCACCUGUAUAUAAAGAUAGCUUUUAUAUUACAUUGAUUGCAAUUAUUGUGACACUUAAGCAUUCCUAUGUACCUGAAAGAAUAUUUUGCUGUUGCAAUGUAAAGAGUUAAAGUACACCAAAAUUUGGCAAGGCUUGCAAUCUGGCUGUGAUUAUCCUGUUUACUAUGGUUGUAAAAGGGUGUGGAAAUAUGCAGUUUCCUGUGAUUGAUGGUUUUUGUUCUUUUUUGCUAAAACUGCUGGCUAGUGUCAUAUAAUGCACCUCAGGCCAAUGUUCUAUACUAUUUUCACCAGGAGAAAUAUGGAAUCAAUUUUCUGCAUAAUUCAUCUGUUCUAACAUCAUUAUAAUUCAUCUGUACCAACAUCAUUAUAAAGCAUUUGGCAUGUACUGCUUGCUUUUUGAAGGCAAAAGCAAGACAAACUAAAAUGCUUGGCAUCAAAUGAGACAGGGAUAAAUUUGUGUUGUUGGUGAAAAUUCAUAAACAAGCGAAAGCGAUGGCUUUAGCAUGCAGAUUUGAAGUGGGAGAUUGGAUUCAUGCAAAAUCCAGCAGUUUGUUUAGUCAUUGGGAACUUCCUUUGUUUUCCUAAAUAGGAACAUGAUCUGAUUGUCAUUUAAGCAACACAUUGCUGAGCAGAUUAAAAAAAAAAGAAAUUAGGGAAGAAACAUCAGCUGUUACAACUAAAACUUUUAUAAUAAUAUUAAAUUAUAUUUAGUCUGUUCAUUACAUUUGUAUGAACUCAUCUUUUCAAAUUUUGUUUGAGGAGGGGUGUACAAAGAAUUCAUAGAUUUGUUCAAGUACUAUUUACUGAAGAAUUUUUGUGAGACUUUUCCCUCUUAUCUCUUGAGCAAGUGCCUAUAUCUGUUGGGCUAAAGUGAUUUACUAAAGAUUAAAUGAAUUAACAUGAAGAAAUGUGGCAAGAUUAAUGGACAAAUAUUAUUUUGUGUGGACAAACAUUCUUUUCUUGCACUUGUCAUAAAAUUUUUUAGGGUUCAGCAGGUUUAUUUUUCGUAAAAUAGAUAUGUAUAAGAAGCAAAUGUUUUGUAUCUGUUAAAAGAAACUAUAAACUGAUUAAAAUUCACUUUUCCUGAAUUUCGGAACAGUUCAAUCUCUUGUGGCCGUAGUCUGGAUCACCGCAAGAACAAAUUUGAACAAAUAGUAUAGAGUUGUGUGACUUGGUUCUAUUUUGUAACUGCAAAAUUACAAACCUUCCAUACAUUUGACCAUAAUGAAUGUUUCUUACUACUCUCUUUCCUUGCCUUUUCCCAUCUCAGCAUUUGUGCUACAGUGCCAGAGGGGCCAGCAUGCUCAUGCUACAUGUGUGGGUGUUAUCUGUCUUCUCUUUUGUGUAAUAUACCAUACCUUUCCUUCUGAAAAAGACAAUAAUUGUGAAAAGGUGACACUUUAUUUCUGUCCACAUAUCUUCCCCUUCCCCCGAUUAGACUCAGUUUGUUGCACAGCAAAAAUUCAAAUGUUCCAAGGUUCUCAGAGGGAAUGCCAUCUUGCCAGGUGGAGAGAACAUCCAAACUGAAUGUAUGCUCCAGCAUAAGGCUGUCACAAAAGAUUUUAUUAAUAUUUAAUAAUGAAGGUGGAAACUUCUCAUGAGAAGUUAAAAUAUAAUUAUGACUUCAGCGUGCGUUUUGAGUCCAGAAUAUACAUGAUUUCCAUUUGAAUAUUGUCACCAUCAUGUUAAGAAGAAAAUAAUUGGCCAUGUUUUUCUUGUGCCUAGCACUUGGAGAUGUUUUCUUUACAUAGAGAUUCCAUGGAGUAGGUCAUAAGGGCAGUAAACUAUUAAGUGGUUCACCAUAUCGACUAGGACAAAGCAUGGCAAAGGCAGAGCCAAACCUUCUCCUGCUUGUAACUGCCAUGAUAAAUCAGCUGCUGGAUGUCUGGGUGAUUUGUUUUUCUAUUUUCGGCCACCUUCUGUUUCAAAAUGUCUGGACUGACUGUAGAACUUGGAUAAUGUUCAGCCUUCGAAAAUAGGAAUGGAGUUCUUUGUAGUUAAAUCAACAUUCCUUUUAGCUUUCUUUAGAAAUGUUUUGCAUGUUUGGAAUGCAAUGAAAGAUCUUUUCCCCUGAAAAUGUCCAAGGAUAGCUUCUUAUAGUUUAUGAACAUGAAUAUUUUGCUGUCAUAGGCACAUGAGCCAGGCUUGCCUGCUGAUACUCUAGGUAGCCUGAUAACAUUCUUGCUGUCUGAAUUAUAUAGGAAGCAUAAUAACUGAUGGUUUAGUAUGCUGCACAUUCAUUAUUAGAUUUGUUGCUGAUGUCUUUUUUUUGUUAAAAUUCAUGCUAUGGCUUUCAUUAUUUGGUUCAGAAAAAAAAUAUUUUAAGGAUAACAACUAGGUUUUAUUGAUUGUGCAGGUCAUGCUUGAUAUAAAUUAAUAUUUAUGCAUAAUAAACCAUCAAAUUACUUGUUAGGCACUGUGGUCUUUGCGGCAUUCUUGCUGUCUGCUGCUAUGGUUAUGGUGAUAAAAAAACAGUUGCAUAAUUAAGUUAAUGAAUAAGCUCACUUUUUUGCUUUUACAUAUCAUUAAGUCAUUUCAUGUCCUUUUGACUAGUUAGUUAAUCCCCCAGCCAUCUUGAUCGUAGGCUAACUUUGUUUCAUAUCUUGCCCACUCCUUUCCUCUCCUCCUCAAUAGUUCAUUAUCAUGUUUCCAGUGGGUGCCUUUUUCUUUCUCAUAUAUAGUAGUUCCCAUCUGAAGCCAUUUUAUGGAUGCCUGAUCUUGUUUAUCAGUGGGAUGUGGCUUGGCUACCACCAUCAUCUUUGUUUCACAUCUUUUGUAGUGUUGUUGAUGCCUGUGCAUCUGCUCACUUCUUUGCUCAUAACUCAAUAAUUUUGAAAGUUUGAAUGAGGCAUCAUCCUUCAAAGCCUCAGAGCCAGCUCUUGAUCUUGUUGGUUCUCCAGGUUUCUAAGGCAUAAUGUAAAGACUGAGUGCACAUUUGAUCUGUAAGUUUUCCAUUUGAACAUGAUCUCUAGAUGUUCUGCAGCUUGUUGAAAGCUUGUGCUGCAAGAGUUAUUCUGGUUGAGAUCUCGUUUUUAAUGUUGCUUUAUGGGUGCCAAGAUACUUGAAGUCCUGCACUUCUUCCAAAUCCGCACCACGUACCUUUGUUUUCAAUUUGCUCUUGUUUUUUACUUUCAUCACCUUGGUCUUGUCAGAAUGAAUCUUGUGUCUGGUCUUCUUCUCCUGGAUAUCUUUCUGGGUGUGUAAAUGCAGAGACUUGUCAUCUGCAAAGUUGCAGUGUUCUGAUCUGGCUAUUAGUUCCAUGCUGUUUGUGUCCAGUGUCUCUCCUCAUUAUACAAUCAGUAACAACAGACAAGAGGAGAGGAGAUUACACAUCCCUAUCUGACUCUUGACUUCACAUGAAAACACUAGCUUUGGUGCCCUUCCUGACUUAUACAACACUGAUUGCUGGCUUACAUGUUUUUCAGGAUGAUGGUUACUUUUGGUGGAAAUGUGUAUGCUUCUAGUACAAAGGGGAUGGAUGCUAUCAAAUGCUUGUUCAAAGUCGAUGUAAUAUAUGUUAAAGCAGGGAAUUCCAUUCAAGUAAAUUCUCCACCAUGAUGCAUAUGAUGAAGAUCUGGUUGUGCAUUCUGCCUGUUAUUCUCUUGUGAUCCUCUCAAUGGCUUAUCUCGUAUUCUGUAGGGUGGCCCAGUGGUGCAGGCAUUAGUGCCUGUCACCAAUACAGAGAAGGUUGUAUGUCCUGGGUCAACUCUUGUCUUGAGCACACUGCUCUUUCCCUAUAUGUGAUAUAUUCUUUACAGGACUGUGCUGUGAUAUAGCCUUAGUUGCUGGAUCAAUAUAAAACACCAAUUUUCCCCCUCAUACUCUUAAAAACUCUGGUACUGAUAGUAGAUCAAUUCCUUUCCAGUUUCCUCACACUGGAUGGUCACUUUUCUUAGAUAACUUCACAACGAUGCCUUUCUUCCAUGUUUCUGGAACCAUGCUUUGUUGAAGAGUUCUUUUUGCGCCAUGGUGCCAGUAGUGGGUCUCCUUUAGAAUAUCUGCAGUUUUCACCAAGUGUCCUCUUUCCUUCUAUCUCUUGCUGUGUGUCCACAUUUCAUUUCGAUGUUGAAGCCUGUAUCUUCUGUCAUUGCUUCUUUAUUUGGGUCUGGUCUAUUUAAUAUAUCUUUGACGUGAAAAUUCUCCGUUUGUUGAGUUUAUCUUCCUCUUUCAUAAGAACUUUGCCAUUCCUGUCCUUCACUACCAUUAUCUCACCGGUAAAUCCUCCAGUGAAGGUCUUGGUGAUUUUUUUCAGCUGCCGAAUGUGCUCUUUUUGCUAAAUUGUCUGUGGAUUGUCUUUUAUCCUUGCAAACACUCCUCUUCACAGCGAUGUUGUUUACUAUGCAGUCUUCUCUUCCUUGCUCCCUGGCAGUGGAUGUUGCCUUUUUGCCCUAUUGUCUUUAAUGAGCUGCCAGGUGCUUUUAAGAACCAGUCCUUCUCUCUCUCUUUUUAUUUGUAGCCCAGCUCAUCUUUGGUGGGAUUGAAGAAUGCCUUCUGUACAUGAUCACAGAGGGUUUUGAUGUCAUCUUUAGGCAUGUCUUCCAAGGCCUGAAACCUGUUGGUCAGCUCCCCAAAGAACCGGGUCUUCACUGUUGAGUCUUUCAAUUUGCUUGAAGCAAAGAGUUGUUCAUUGUUCAUCUUUCUUGUCAUCUUUAACUUGUAACUUGAACAAGACAAUGGUUGCUGCUGGCAAUCGCCCAUCUCGGUACUGACAUUUCUCAUGGGACCCCGUCUAUGUCAGUGGCAGUGUGGUCGUUUUGAUUACUGGUUCUCCUGUAUGGUGAUGGCCAAGUCAUCUUGUAAAUGGGAUUAUGCUGUAAGACAGUGUCACCAAUCACCAGUCCAUUUUCUAGACACCUUUCCAAGAAUCGCUGUCCAUUGCCAGUUCUCCUUGUCCCAUGCAGGAUUCGCAUCCUACCUUCACAUUAGUCACUCAUCACAAUGAGCAUGUCAUGUGGUAUUUUGUUUAUCUGGUCUUGCAGGUUGCUGUAGACAAGUCUUUCUCCUUCUCUGUGCCUUGUUCUGUUGGCACAUAGUUCUGUGAAAUGGUAAUCUUUGUGUACCUGGAGAAGAACCUUACUUCGAUGAUCUGAAUGCUAACCAGCUUCCACCCUAAAUACUUCCCCUUUUUUGUUCAUGAUGAUCCCUACUUCCUCUUUGUGUUGACCAUUUGUGCAUCCUUAGUAACACACUGUCUCUUCUCAACUGAUGGUGAGGUUGCUUGAGUCUUACCACACUAGCUUCACUUGCCCACAUGUUCCAGUCUGCCACUCUCACUUGUUUGGGUUUUUCCAAGCAUUCAAUGGAGAAUAGACUUUUUUCUAUAUAUAUUUUUCACUCUUCAUACAAGGCAUUGCUGCCUCAAUUCUCAUCACCCAAUGUUUGAUGACUUUCUAAUGAAUUUAUCAGCAUUUCUAUAACCUCUUUUUUUCUGCAUGUUCCUAGCCCUAUGCACAAUUCCUCCCCCCCCCCCUUUUCUCAUUGUAGACUUGGGACUAGUCAGUGGUGAAGUUUCUUGGCUAGGAAUAGGACCAAAAAAUAUGGCAUUUAUGCAUAAUUUAAAAUUCAAGAUACAUAAAUGCUAUAAAAUUAAAACUAAACUGUAUUAUGCAUGAAAGGUUUUAGGUCUUUUACAAGAUUUAAAAGCUGUUAAUGAGUCCCAUAUCUGGCAUAUCAUAUUAUUCUUUUCUGAUCAUUUAAGUAAAUAGCAUUUUUGAUUGAAAUCAUUAGACUUGCAAAAUGCCUUUGAUACUGUUGAGCAUUUUAUACUUUUAAACCGACUUUAGAACUCUUUUUGGCUUUUAUGCUGUUGCCUGAUUUUUGUCCGAUCUAAUGUGUACUCAGAUGCUCUUUUGAUAUGUGAGGGACUGUACGUCUUGGGAUCUGUUCUUUUUGUGCUGUAUACUUCUUCUCAGUCUGACAUUAUCACUUGCCAUGCCAUGUGACAUCGGUGUUUUACUGAUGGUACACAGCUUUAGCAAUCAACUCUGCUUGCUGAAGUUGAUGUACUGAUGAUGUGGAUACAGGAAUGUAUUAGUUAGUUAGUUAUGCCCUUCGCCCCUCCUGGUGCAUAGGCCAUCGACGACCGCCCUCCAACGCCUCCUGUCCUGGGCUACCGUCACCAGCUGACCCCAUCCAAAUCCGGUGAGCUUGGUGUCGGCGGCGAGGUCCCGUCUCCAGGUGUUUCUCGGCCUUCCUCGCUUUCUCUUUCCCUGGGGGUUCCAUGUCCACGUGCCCAUGGAAAGUGUUUUCCUGGUCGAUAGAAGGGUGGUCGGUGUUGUAGCUUCCGAAGAUCGGCUUUCACCGCAACACGUCAUACUCCCUCUAGGUGAAGGCCCUUCCUCUUCCAGGACUGUUGGCCAUUGUUUUGCUGUUGUCGAUGUUUUUGUAGCAAGGGUUUGUUUUACGGGGUGGGGGUGCUAGCCCCACGCCCAACCCUCCUCCUUUUCCAGCCGGGCUUGGGACCGUCCUUGGCGGAGUUUACAGGAAUGUAUGGCGGAUGUAAAGACUUGAAUGACCUAAAACAGACUGCAACUAAAGGAAAGAAUUGUUGCAAUGUCCUGAGAAAUUUCUUGGUCACCAUUCUCUUCUCAUUCUUAUGCCAGAAAAAGUUCUCUAUUCAUUUUUCUGCUUUUUUUUCACAGUUUAGGUGUCAUUCUUGAUUAGACUUUGAAUUUCUGGCAUCAUACUGCUCACCUUUGAAAGAUUAGUUCAGGAUAUCAUUAUCUCACCACUGAUGUAGCCAAAAUGCUAGAUUGACUGUUGUUAGCCUUCAAAACAACACUUGUUUAUGUAUAGAUAUCUAGAGCUGAACAUAUAAUAUCCAUCAUCUUGUUCACUGCCUGUUACUCAUCAUAUAGCUUAUCCUUACUGUUUGUUCCGAUUCCUCUUUGGGUCUUUUAUACUUUUCUUCUAACACCAGGCUUUUUUUUUCCUACCCACCCCUCUCAACCUUGAACAAAAUUACCUGUUAGCCUACUCAAAUUCCUUGACCUCCUUUAAAUCUAAACUUAAGAUUAAUUUUUUUUAUCAUAUGCUGUGAUUGUGGAAUGUUCAUGUUUGUAAUAUGUGUGUGCACAUGCAUGCAUGUCUCUACAGGAUUAGGUCUGUAUUGGUGUUUCUCCUAUGUGUGAAGCGCUCAGAAUAUUUUUUGCUAAAAGUAUGAUAUAAAUAUUCAUCAUUAUUAUCAAUAAGUGACAUGACAAAGAUAAGUAUUUUUAAAAAAAUCAGUCAGUCCAUCAGUAAUCAAAGCCACAUCACAGUUUUAGACAAUUGUACAAUUGUGGUGUGUAUUUAGUGACUGUCUUUAAAAUGGCAUGUAUACUUUGUGAUUUGCAAUUUUUUAAAAUUUUCAGGAGACAGCAUAACAUCAGAAAUUUCAGGUGUUUAAAGGAGUGCUUUGCUAUAUACGUCUGUUGGAAGUUUUUGUUUUUGGUUUGGCUUGAGUUUUGCUUGUUCAGGGGGUGCAUUCUUGCUUACCUUAGUCUUAAAUCCUAUGGUUGUGACAAACCCUAGCAUACUUAUUUGCUGCUAGUCAUUGUAUUAAAACACAUACUGAGAUUUCUGUACAGUUUUUCAUCUGUAUAGCAACUUAGCAAUUUUUGUUUAUUGACCCAGUUGUUAUACAUUUGCACACAUGGAUAUGAUACAGACUGUGGUUUACAUUUUGAUAUUCAUCAUUACCAGUCAGUUAAAUAAUUGUGAUCAAC
Pomacea canaliculata is the source of this 16410-nucleotide messenger RNA. Its product is annotated as beta-TrCP-like. Lineage: Eukaryota; Metazoa; Mollusca; Gastropoda; Architaenioglossa; Ampullariidae. Bases 374 to 2497 code for a protein of 707 amino acids. The record is from RefSeq and is a predicted model, not a curated record. The transcript is spliced from 13 exons. Gene Ontology annotation, molecular function: protein binding.